AUGGCCAAGUUUCUUACAGGUUAUGAUUCUGAAUUGCAAUUAUCAACUCAAGGUUCUACAUCAAUGAAUCUUCUUCCUAGUCGAUGUGCACAUCAAAUGUCUGAUUUUGUAAUAUGUACAAUAAUGAAGCUUCGAAAUAUUGCUGAAAAUCCUUAUUUUUUCUUCAAAAUAGAAUUAUUAGAAG
Messenger RNA from Funneliformis caledonium, 184 nucleotides. Lineage: Eukaryota; Fungi; Glomeromycota; Glomeromycetes; Glomerales; Glomeraceae. The record is from the annotation of a GenBank genome assembly.